Molecule: messenger RNA, 1819 nt
Organism: Patella vulgata (common limpet)
Lineage: Eukaryota; Metazoa; Mollusca; Gastropoda; Patellidae
Product: sacsin-like
Exons: 2
Coding region: 59-1819 (586 amino acids)
Source: RefSeq, a predicted model, not a curated record
UAUAGACCUAUUCAAAAACCUGUAUCAGUACAUUAAUAACAAUGGUGACGUGAAGAGAAUGCCAGAGCUUAGAACUCUUAAUUUAAUAUUUCUACCAGAUGAAACAAUAAUGGUUAAAGCAGCUUCUCUAUUAAUUGAGUCGUAUAGAGGCGAAACCAUUAAAGGUCGUAUUUACAAGGUCCCUUCUCAGUUUAGUGAAUUUUGUGCACUAUUUCAAGAACUCGGCGCAUGGAUGUCGGCAGUAACAGAUUUGUAUCUUGGAGUUCUGCGGGAUAUUUGGACAGAGUGUCAAGGUAAAGUACUCAAUCCAAAUGAAUCUGUUGUUGUCAAACUAUGUAUGGAACAACUCAUACGCUUAUGGGAGAACAAAACAGAAAGCGAAAGUUCUAUGACUGAAGAGUACUUAUUUCUGCCGAACAUAAGUGGAAUUUUGUCAAAGUCUAUUGAAAUGAUUCUGGUUGAUAAUAAUAGCCUUUACCAGAGAGUCGAAAAUCUAACUCUUCCAUAUUUCAUAGGAUUUGAAGAGAUGGAUAUAGUAUGGGCAGAUCAAUGGAGGAUUCAUAAUAAUUUUCCUAAAAAGUACCAGAUGAAGCCAUUACAUGAGGUCGUUAAAGAAAAAAUUACACCAGAAAGCCUCGAAAAUGCUGUUCAAAACACAAUAUUAACGAAAAAAGUUUCUGACAUGUUAAAAGACGAGCAUGUAUUGAAAGGGAUAGAGCGAUUGGUGCGACACAGACAAACUAUUUACGAUAAAUCAAACAGUCUUCUGGAUGAAGGGAUCCAAACUGUGGUCAAUAUUGAAAUAUUUGAAGUGGUCAACCUUAUGACUCAACUAGUACAUCAAGACCAAGCAGUGCCUGGCAGUGAAGAGCCACACACAAUAUUCUUUGUAAAGCAGCAUAGAUCAGAGCAAUGGUCAUAUUCUUUGUAUGUUGAUCAAGCUAGGUCAAAAGAUAGAUUGAACGAAUUUGAUCGCACAUUAUCUGAACUAUUUCGACGGAUAUUUAAUAUAGAUAUCGGUUGGCACUUUCGUGAUAUUUGGGAUAGGGCGGUACGCGGAAAAUCUUCUGAAAUCGAGUCGUAUUUGGAUGAACAGAAGAUAAAUUGUUCUAAUCCAGGAUUUAAUUUGAGAUAUAAGUUAUUUCCAUCAGUCGGUACAAACAUUCCCGAAAAAUUUCACUGGCAGUUGGAUAACAGUUUCUGUGAUUUUGAUAAAAGAGAAUAUGUUGGAUAUGAAAUUUAUGAUCCCGAUAUUGAGGACACAAGUGACGAUGGAAUCACCGUGGAUGCCCCAUAUUAUAUAUACGCAAAAAUUGUGGAGAAAAUACAGGCAGAAACUGAUACUGAGUUUGCUAUAUAUAGUAUUAAUGUAGGAGGGGAGAAACCCAUCCAAGUUACAGUUACCAAAUUAUAUAAAUUCCACCGAAAUAAUACAAGUACCUCUCGGGAAUUAGUCCUAAGCGAAAGGGGAGAAGCAGAACCACAAAUGGAAAGUAUUAACGACAAUUUCGACAUUCAAACUGUAUUGCGGGAUAUACGACAGAACUUGACGCGAGCAUGGAAAUGUUCAGAUGAGGUUGAAAGAAGAAGAGUUGUUAAACGACUUUUGUUAAGAUGGCACCCAGAUAAAAACCCACAUAAUGUUCAGCAGUCAACCGAAAUCAUGCAACACAUAUUGAACUAUGUGGACAGAUUGAAUAGAGGCCUUAGUUUAGAUGAAGAAUCCGUUCCUGAUGAUGAAACAGAUGGUACAAGAAGAUCACAACACAAUCGUUCAUAUGAAAGGUUUUACAGCAACGUGCAUUCGACAGAUGGAUGA